AUGCCUGGGGUCCUCGCAUCGAUCAGAACAUCUGAAGUUGCGGUCGUGUUACUAUCCCUCCUCGCAUACUAUCUGUGGACUCGAUGGACUCACAGGAAGUACAAGGCAUUUCCGCCUGGCCCGACCCCUAUACCAUUCUUCGGAAACUUUCGUCAGCUGCCUUUCAAGGAUCAACAUGAAACAUUCCGAGAGUGGGCACAUACAUAUGGAGAAGUCGUCUAUGCCCAACUAUUCAGGAAGCCCAUGAUCAUUCUCAACUCGCUACGUGCAGUACAAGACCUCAUGGAGAAGAAAGGCGCGAUCUACUCUGACAGGCCCGGAUUCAUACUAUGGGAGGAUGUAUACGAUUUCAAACCUGUUACAACAUUUAUCAAUGCCGAUGACGACUGGCGAGAGCACAGGAAGCGGCUGCAAGCUGGCUUCGAAACAGAGAAAGCGCUGACUGGAUUCCAUACACCACUGAAAAGCAGCGUCAACAAACUGAUUAUCAAACUACUCAAUUCUCCGGAUGCGUUCUUUGCCCAUGUGCAACGAUACGCAAGCGACUUCACCUUGGACAUUGGCUAUGGUAUGGACGAACUAACGGCGGACGAUGCAUACAAUAGGACGGCUGAAGACGCGGUCCAUGCCGUCUUCUAUUCUGACUCCAUAGUCGCUUCGCUUGUUGACUUCUUCCCAAUCUUAAAGUAUGUCCCUUCAUGGAUGCCUGGGGCAGCAUACAACCGAGAUGCGGCGAAAGCAAGACACGUGAUACGUCAGAUGCUGGACGUACCAUUUGAUUUGCUGGUCAAGAAUAUCACGUCUGGAGUGUACAAGCCUUCGUUUGCUUCUGCGUGGAUUGAAGCAAAAUCUGAGAAUGGACAACUUUCGCCGCAAGUCGCAUUUCACAUUAAAGGCGCUGCUGCCACUUUGUAUGUCGCCGGUGCCGAGACGAGUGCAGUCGUGCUCUUGACCCUCAUUUUGACCAUGACACUCCACCCUGAGAUCUUGCAGAAAGUACAGCAGGAAAUCGAUGCUGUCGUCGGUUUCGAGAGACUUCCUGAGUUCCAUGACAGGAAGCAGUUGCCUUACCUUGAAUGCGUGCUGUUGGAAGUCUAUCGCUGGAACCCUCCCGUACCCUUAGGUGUCCCUCAUUCUCUGUCACAAGACGACAUAUACAAAGGCUACUUCCUGCCGAAGGGAUCGAGUGUGAUUUCUAACAUUUGGGCUAUAUCGCGCGACCCGUCCGUUUACCAUGAUCCGGAUGUGUUCCGACCUGAGAGAUUCGAGGAAAUGGAUGCCGAGAAAGUCAAGGCGUGGGAUCCAAAAAGAUAUAUCUUCGGGUUCGGCAGGCGGUGA
Molecule: messenger RNA, 1338 nt
Organism: Postia placenta MAD-698-R-SB12
Lineage: Eukaryota; Fungi; Basidiomycota; Agaricomycetes; Polyporales; Adustoporiaceae
Exons: 11
Coding region: 1-1338 (445 amino acids)
Molecular function (GO): monooxygenase activity; oxidoreductase activity, acting on paired donors, with incorporation or reduction of molecular oxygen; heme binding
Source: RefSeq, a predicted model, not a curated record